AGCAAACAGUUUACCUGAUGAACAGUGCACUAAUUAUCGGCGAAAAGCAGCCAAAACAAUAGAGAACGAUGGAUGAAACACAAGCUAACGCUAUGUCGUCGGAUGGAGAAGUUAUUAGCGACAAUAAUUCGGCCGACAGCGCUGUACAGGUAAUGGUAGGACCAGCGGUCGCCGUUGAAUUCGGUCCACAACCUCCGGCGAUUUCGGAAGGGCAACAUUACUCGCCACUGCUUACUGUACAGUUCCGAAGUAGCGAGCUUUACCAAAAACUUGAGCUAGACGUCGCCACCGCCAUCGAAACAGUUUUGCGUGCGCACUUACCGGACCUAUGCGUCGCUGUGCGGCCAGAUCCGACGCGCCAGCACACGUUGGCCGCCUUCGGAAUGGAAACCCAGGGCGAUGAGUCCGAAACCGGGGAGUCCCUGUUCGUGGAAGAUUCUACGCCGAUGAAAAGCAAAAAGAUCGACGGUCCAAUACCGAGCUACAAGAAGGUUAUGAACAAGGUGUACGAGGGAAAGACUCCGGAUGCAAAUUCGACCCCAAAGCGAGCAAGGGCGAAGCAAAACUGCUGGAAUUGUGAGGGCGAACACGGGCUGAAAGAUUGCAAGGAGCCACGGAACUACACCCGCAUUCGCCAGAAGAAGGAAGAGUUUCAGAAGAAGAACGAUCGCUACCACGUCGACCUGGAGCAGAAGUAUGGCCAUUUCGUGCCCGGCCAGUUGAGCAGCGAGCUUCGCGAUGCGCUGGGGUUGGGAUCGCGCGAUCUUCCGCUGCAUAUAUACAAGAUGCGACAGUACGGAUACCCGCCCGGUUGGCUGGAGGAGGCGAAAAUCACACACUCCGGCCUGCAGCUGUUCGAUUCCAAUGGCGACGUGGUGCAGCAUUCGGACGAGAGUGACGGCGAGGUCGACAGCGAACGGAGCAAGUACGACGUGCGCAAAAUCAUCGCCUUUCCCGGUUUCAACGAACCGGCGGAGGGCAAAAUGUUUGACGAUCACAAGUUCUACAAUGUGCCACCGUACUCCGAGGAGCUGAGCCGCGAGCAGAUGAUACGCCAGCUCGAGGGCACCCUGGUGCACGGCUACCGGCGGAAGAAGCUAAAGCUGUCAAUCGAAGAGAGCGGUACGGCAAACGUUGUGGAUUUGACGUCCAACAUGGAGAUUGUAGAUAUGGAUGCGAUGGAGAGCAGUCCACAACCUCCGGAACCACUGGAAAUUUCGGAACCGUUGCCACCGGAAGGGCCCCAACUACCACCGCCAUUACCGUCGCCACCACCUCCACCGCCACCACCACCACCAUUCCAGGAACCCCAGGCACCGACAGUUCCUAAGAAGGAACUGGAAGAUGGGGAGUUGUCGGAAGAAGAUGGAGAGAAUUCGCGCCUAAAUGCCACCGUCGAUGAUAGCGUGAUAUUAAUUGAAACACCAGUGGAAGUGAUUACAUUGGAUGACACAGUCGUCAGCGCAGCGCGCUCACCUUCGCCAUCUUUGGACGAUCUACAGAAAAGACAACGGCAACUGGUUGAGCAAUUGAACGACAGGCCGGGAAAUGAAACGAGCACGAAUGACAUUUCCUUGGAGGACAUUUCGAGCGCCACGCUAGUGUUUGAUAACACGAUGCUUCCACCACCGCCAUCAGAUUUGGUGCCGCCCAAACCGGGUAAUGCAUUUGCACCGGAAGGAUCGGAUGAGCCACCUCCUCCACCCCCACCGCCACCGCCGUCGUUCGAUCCGCCCGACACCGGCUCAUCGGCAAAACCGCCCGAGCCAGAGGGCUUAGAUCUGGGCGAGAUCGCGAUGACUAAGACACCGUACCUGGAUGAUCCGGGCAGCAUGGGACUGAAGACGAUGUCGCUCGGUACACCGAUUCUGCGGCCGUUCACACCGUACACCGCGCUGCCGACCGGGGAAGCCUUUUCCAAGGGUGUCAGCGAUGUGAUUAACUUUGAGAAUCUUCCCAACUCCACCGGCAAGUACGACCAGAUGAAGUCGCUGCUGUCGCGGGUACGGCAGAAGAUCAGCGAACAUAUGAGCAGCACGGACGAUGGAUGAUGCGCGUAGGCGGGGCGGGCAGGAUGUUGGGAAAGUGGGGAUAUUUAUGUAUAUAGUUAGCGCUCCACUUGAGACCUCAGACGGACUAUUAACAUUUGACAUUGCAAAGGAAUUAAUAUGACUUUUGUGCUUGGUCGGUUUCUUAAACAUUUGCUUCUUUACUGCGCACGAAUUAUCGCAGUUUCCCCUUUUCUUUUCGAACUGUUCCAUGAAUUAAAUUUGGUUGCCCUGAUUUCAUUAGCUGAUAAACUCAACCUUAACAAUUCCUUAUUGUUCUCUUCAUUUUUAUAAAGUGAACGAGUUGAGUAAAAAAGCAUGGCAAACAAAUAGAACAUCUUUCUGAGGCAGCUCCAAAGGCGAAAGGCCUUGUUUUUACAUCCGGUGUAUAGAAGACCGCUGUCGUUGGGACUGAAUUUUUUUUUAAUAAAAAUAAGGAGAUCUCCGGGCGUGACAGAGUUAUCGAAAUACGGCAAUAAAUGAAUUUUGUACAGCUUACAGAACUCGACGGCUGACAAAAGAAAACGAACUAAAGU
Molecule: messenger RNA, 2584 nt
Organism: Anopheles coustani
Lineage: Eukaryota; Metazoa; Arthropoda; Insecta; Diptera; Culicidae
Product: zinc finger CCHC domain-containing protein 8 homolog
Exons: 2
Coding region: 69-2051 (660 amino acids)
Cellular component (GO): catalytic step 2 spliceosome
Molecular function (GO): RNA binding
Source: RefSeq, a predicted model, not a curated record